Molecule: messenger RNA, 2559 nt
Organism: Geosmithia morbida
Lineage: Eukaryota; Fungi; Ascomycota; Sordariomycetes; Hypocreales; Bionectriaceae
Product: Glycerol-3-phosphate O-acyltransferase
Exons: 3
Coding region: 1-2559 (852 amino acids)
Cellular component (GO): mitochondrial membrane
Source: RefSeq, a predicted model, not a curated record
AUGGCAUCCGACGACAGGAUCAAACCCAACGACGACGAUAACGGCAACGACGGCAACGACAACAAUGACGAUUGCAUCGCCCCCUCAACCUCAAGGGCCGCUCCCGAUCUCCAAAUCCUCGGCGAUGCUGUCACCCUCCAGCCUAGCGGGUACGUCGAACCCAGCGGCAGCUCGCCUCAUGGAGAGGAGAAGCCUCUCAUGAACCAGUCUGCCUCGUUUCGGUCCGAACCUUUACAGUUCCUCCGCGAAGUGUCCCUCUACGUAUCCGGCCAUGGAUGGCGAGCCUACGACCGCAUCAUCGGCCAACCCAUCUUCUACCCAGGCUUCUCCGAGAAUAUGCGCAACAUGGUCAUGGCCUCGCCCUUACUCCAGAAAUGCAUCGCCAACCUGGCAGCCGAGCGCGUCCGCAUCGAAGAGCGCGAAGGUUUGCUCGACAACUUAUCCAGUAACUUUGACGCCAAGCGGGCUCAGCGUCGUGCGCAGAUCGACGCUUCCCUGCAGGAGGUGGCUGAGAAGCUGACCGACGACAUGAUAUGUAAGCUGGAGAGCAAGUCCUUUGUCAGAGGCGCGCACUACGUCAUGACGCAGCUCCUCACGCGCGCGUACCACCAGGGCAUUCACGUCUCAAGCGAGGAGGUUCUCCGGCUGCGGCGCGUGGCCGAUAUGGCGGCCAGAAAGAAGCAGAGCAUCAUCUUCCUGCCCAGCCACCGCUCGCACGUCGAUUACGUCUCCCUACAAAUCAUAUGCUACCGUCUAGGCCUGUCACUGCCCGUCGUCGUCGCCGGUGACAACCUCAACUUGCCGCUCGUCGGCAAUAUGCUGCAGCAUGCUGGCGCCAUGUGGAUCCGCCGGUCGUUUGGUGAGGACGUACUCUACACGACGCUUGUGCAGUCGUAUAUCGACACGCUGCUGCAGGAGGGCUACAACUUUGAGUGCUUCAUCGAGGGCGGCCGGUCGCGCACGGGAAAGCUCCUCCCUCCCAAGUUUGGCAUCCUCGGCUUCGUCCUCGAUAGCAUCUUGUCCGGCCGCGUCAACGACACGAUCAUCUGUCCCGUCAGCACGCAGUACGACAAAGUCAUCGAGACGGAGGGCUACGUCACCGAGCUCCUAGGCGUGCCCAAGAAGAAGGAGACCCUGACCGACCUGCUUACCAACGGAUCGAGCGUGCUCUCCCUCAAGCUGGGCCGCGUCGACGUCCGCUUCAACGAACCCUGGAGCCUGCGCGCCUUUAUCGAGGACCAGCUGUCCCGCCUCCCGAAGGUGCCUCCCGGUCUGGACACCGACCACCAGGAUCCUGCCGUCCGUGCCGUUCGCAAGAAGCUCCUGUACACCCUGGGCUACAAGGUUCUGGGCGACAUCAACGCCGUGUCCGUCGUCAUGCCUACCGCCCUGAUCGGCACCGUCCUCCUGACCCUGCGCGGCCGCGGCGUCGGCAAGCCCGCCCUGAUCCGGCGAGUGGAGUGGCUGGCUGCCCGGGUGCGCGCCAAGGGCGGCCGCGUCGCCCACUUUGGCAGCUCGUCCGUCGCCGACAUUGUCGACCGCGGUCUCGACGUCCUGGGUAGGGACUUGGUGGGCGUGGUCGACAACCUCCCCGAGCAGACCUACUACGCCGUCGACCGCUUUCAGCUCUCCUUCUACCGCAACAUGACGAUCCACCUCUUCGUGUACGAGGCCCUCGUCAGCGCCGCGCUGUACACGCGCGUCAAGCGCGGCGGCGGUCCCUCCAACCAGGAUAUGGCUUACGACGAGCUGAGGGAGUACGUCCUCUUCCUGUCGUCCCUCUUCCGGGGCGAGUUCAUCUUCUCGUCCCAGGGGUUCGCGGCAAACCUCGACAAGACCCUCAGGGGUCUGGAGGCAGACCAUGUCGUCCGCCUCGACCGUGAUCAGCAGGGAAACAUCACCAUGGUGGGGUUGUCGGACCACGAGCGCAAGGUCGGGCGGGAGAAUUACGACUUUUACUGUUUCCUCAUCUGGCCAUUCAUCGAGUCUACCUGGUUGGCUGCCGUGUCUCUCAUGGGGUUGACGCCGCCGAGGGGACAGAGGGAGGAUAUAUGGGUUGAGCUGAGAAAGUCUCAGAACAUGGCUCAAGUGCUCGGCAAAACCCUCUACCACCAAGGCGACCUGUCCUACUUUGAAGCCGUCAAUAAAGAGACGCUGGGCAACUCGUACGCGCGCUUUGAACAAGACGAGAUCCUCCACGUCGUCAAAUCGAAGGACCCCAAGGUCCCGCCGCGCACGCAGCUCGACCCGUCGUGGCGACCACCUCGUGACCCCGAGACGGGCGCCCUCCUAGCAGAAGGGAGACUGUGGGACCUGAUCGAGAGAGUGGCCAUGUCCCGUCGCGAAGGUAAGAACCGACGUGACGGGCCCACGGUGAGCGACCACGUGCUCAAGCUGGCGGACAAGUUGGGUCAGGAGCUCUUUGUCCUGGCUGAUGAGGACGGGGCCAAGAAUAAGGUCCCCAGUCGCUUGACAGACGAGGAGGCGAGGGCGGUGCAGAGCAGGAGGGCUGCCUCCAAGAGGAGGAGAGGAAAGAUGGACAAUGCGGCGCAUCUGUAG